AUGGGUUUUCCAUCACCAGCAGCAGAUUACACAGAGCAGUCACUCAGUAUUACCAGCAUCUGUGGCUAUGACGCCAAUUGCCGCACAUUAGAAACGUCGGCUGGUUAUGCGAUCGUUAACGUUGCCAAACAACCUUCCGUGGGUGACUCGGUACUGAUUUCCUUCUGCGGAAAAAUGGACAUUGUGACAGUUCAAGGAAAAGCACUCAUCACACAGGAGGGAGAGGCCAUUGAAGGUGAUUCACUGGACGAUGCGAAGCCUGGUCUGUUCCCUGUGUUUGAAUGCCGAUCGCAUGCAGGGAGAAAAGGACCGCCCCCGCAAGGGGAAAUCCAUUUUAGGGAUGUGCCCAUGAAAUUGAAUGAAUUUGCCGCCGGUCUCACCAAAGACGGACUGCUUGUUUUAUGUCUUAACGAUGGUGAAAUCACCGAUUACCUGGUGACCAGUAAUGCCUUGCGCACAUUGAUUCGCCGGGAAGGUGAUAGGCUUUCAUCCCAGGUUCUGGGUGAUGAAGACCGGGUUGUAAACCUAAACUCCUUGCGAGAGGACCUUAAGGUUCUCAAGCCGUAA
Messenger RNA from Plasmopara halstedii, 567 nucleotides. RefSeq lists its product as uncharacterized. Bases 1 to 567 code for a protein of 188 amino acids. The record is from RefSeq and is a predicted model, not a curated record. The transcript has 3 exons. NCBI's taxonomy places the organism in Eukaryota, Oomycota, Peronosporomycetes, Peronosporales, Peronosporaceae.